AUGGGAUAUCUGACUGAAGAAUCAAUUAACACCUUAAAGAACCACAAGUACAGAGGAAGUCCAACCACUCCGCUGAUGAAGCUUUUAGACAAAAUACUAUGGACUCCGCUCUCUAAAUUUAUUCCAAAUUCCAUAGCUCCAAACAUGGUUACUCUUUUUUCAACAAUUUUUAUUAUGAUUGGCGUCAUCCUCACGCUGGUCUAUAAUGACCUGCAAUUUGGGAAAAAUCCUCCCCUCUGGGUAUGGCCAGUCGCUGGAUUGUGCUUAUGGCUAUAUGAUACUCUUGAUAACUUAGAUGGCAAGCAUGCAAGAAAAACUGGGCAAAGUUCACCAUUAGGGCAACUAAUGGACCAUGGUAACUAUGUCUCCAUAUCAAAUGGCUGUUUAUUUUUGAUAGAGGCAUUUCAUAAGGCAAAUUUCCUUUUUGAUAUUGAGACUUUUGACCCAAAAACCGUUAAUUUCGACCAAAUUUUUCGAUGAAAUGCACACUAUUAAAAUUACGCAAUCAUUGGGCCUGAACCUGGUAACUAUUAUAUAGGACUUGAUAGCAGCUUUAACACCUUUGCAGUGUCCUUCCUAAAUUUCCAAUCAGUAGGGCUGCAUGGCACAAGUAUAUGGAUUCCUUUGAUAAAUAUUUCAGUCCAGUCCAUAUUUUUUUACGCAGCAUGGGAAGAAAAUUACGUAGGCUCAGUAAGGACAACCCUUGGAUGGCUUGGGGUUGAGGAAUUCGCUUACAUCCACGCUAUACAGUUUGUUUUCACUUUCUUUGUGGGCUAUGAAUUCUAUAAUACUGAACUAGUAGCCGGAUUUGCUAUUAAGGAUGCUUAUGGAUUAUAUCUUUGCUUCAUGUAUUUUAUAUUUAGAUUUAUUUAUAUCGUAUCCAGGUAUAUUAAUAAGACAUUAAGAUUUGCCAAAUCUUAUGCUCCAUUGCUAAAAUGGAUUCCUAUGAUCCAAGUUUAUAUUGGGACCGCUUUGAUUUAUCAGACAAGUGUCUAUAGUAAGUAUGCCUUACUAUUUAUGAUAGACCAGUCUGUGCUCUUUGGGGCUCUCAGUGUGUGGAUGAUCAUUUGCAAUGUGUCUAAGGUGAGCUUUAGUCCAUUACGUAUAGAUACUUCUCUCUAUCUAUUGUAUGCUAUUUUAGUAUAUUCUGGGAUUGAUCUCUUUAACCAAUUUGAGAUCCAUUUAGCAGUCACAUCUGCGUACGUAAUUUACAUGUGCUAUUUCUUUUCUGCGUUAGCUUUAGAAAUUGCCAAUUAUUUAGACAUCCCAAUAUUCACAGUCAAAAAGAAAGUAACUUAA
Messenger RNA from Blepharisma stoltei, 1299 nucleotides. The record is from the annotation of a GenBank genome assembly. Lineage: Eukaryota; Ciliophora; Heterotrichea; Heterotrichida; Blepharismidae.